Messenger RNA from Colletotrichum destructivum, 2153 nucleotides. RefSeq names its product Putative CBS domain, inosine-5'-monophosphate dehydrogenase, aldolase-type TIM barrel. Gene Ontology annotation, cellular component: cytoplasm. The transcript has 3 exons. Gene Ontology annotation, molecular function: IMP dehydrogenase activity. Gene Ontology annotation, biological process: GTP biosynthetic process. NCBI's taxonomy places the organism in Eukaryota, Fungi, Ascomycota, Sordariomycetes, Glomerellales, Glomerellaceae. The coding region runs from base 185 to 1804 and encodes 539 amino acids. The record is from RefSeq and is a predicted model, not a curated record.
CUCCUCAAGACUUUUUUCUCCUUCUUUCUUACGGGAAGAAGAGACAUAACAAACCUUAGUCUUCGAAUCGGCCAGACUUUAUUUUCUCGUUGCAUUCGAACGACUAGCAGUUCUUCAACUCCGUUUUUUACCUCUUCUUUCUCUUGUCGCCUUGAGAAGAACAGAAAAAACUACCUCCUUCAAGAUGCCCUCCACCAACGGAAUCAACGGCGCCAAGGUGCUCGACUCCAAGUCUGCCCUCCAGGUCUUGAAGGAGUACGAGAGCCGUGAUGGCCUCGACAUCUACGAGCUCAUGGACACCAAGAAGCACGGUGGUCUGACCUACAAUGACUUCCUGCUGCUUCCCGGCUACAUUGGCUUCCCCGCCUCUGCCGUCGUCCUGGACUCUCCCGUCACGAAGAGAAUCACCCUUAAGACCCCCUUCGUCUCCUCCCCCAUGGAUACCGUCACCGAGCACGAGAUGGCUAUUGCCAUCGCUCUCCAGGGUGGUCUGGGUGUCAUCCACCACAACUGCUCGCCCGAGGAGCAGGCCGACAUGGUUCGCAAGGUCAAGCGCUACGAGAACGGCUUCAUCCUGGACCCCGUCGUCAUCAGCCGCGAUACCACUGUCGGCGAAGCGAAAGCUCUGAAGGAGAAGUGGGGAUUCGGAGGUUUCCCCGUCACAGAGACCGGUAAGCUCGGCUCUAAGCUGCUGGGUAUCGUUACGAACCGCGACAUCCAGUUCGAGGAGGAUCCCAGCCAGUCUAUUUCCACGGUCAUGGUCACUGACCUGAUCACCGCACCCGCCGGCAUUGAUCUCCCCGAGGCCAACAAGAUCCUGGCCAAGUCCAAGAAGGGCAAGCUGCCCAUCGUCGACAAGGACAACAACCUGGUCUCCAUGAUUUCCCGCUCCGAUCUUAACAAGAACCAGCACUUCCCCCUGGCCUCCAAGUUGCCCGACAGCAAGCAGCUUCUCUGCGGUGCCGCUAUCGGCACCCGCCCCGAGGACAAGAACCGCCUCAAGCUCCUCGUCGAUGCCGGCCUCGACGUCGUCAUCCUCGACAGCUCCCAAGGUAACAGCAUGUACCAGGUCGAGAUGAUCCAGUGGAUCAAGAAGGAGUUCCCCGGCCUCGACGUCGUCGGCGGAAACGUCGUCACUCGUGAGCAGGCUGCCACCCUUAUUGAGGCUGGUGUCGACGGUAUCCGCAUCGGUAUGGGCAGCGGCUCCGCCUGCAUCACGCAGGAGGUCAUGGCCGUCGGCCGCCCCCAGGCUGCCGCCGUUCACUCUGUCAGCAGCUUCGCCGCCCGCUUCGGCGUUCCCUGCAUUGCCGACGGUGGUGUCCAGAACGUUGGCCACGUCGUCAAGGGUCUUGCCCUCGGCGCCUCUACCGUCAUGAUGGGUGGUCUCUUGGCUGGUACUACCGAGUCCCCCGGUACCUCUUUCGUCUCCCGUGAGGGUAAACUCGUCAAGGCCUACCGUGGCAUGGGCAGCAUCGACGCCAUGCAGGACAAGAAGGCUGGCAGCGGCGGCAAGGACAGUCAGAAGAGCAAUGCUGGCACUGCCCGUUACUUCUCCGAGGGCGAUAGCGUCCUUGUUGCGCAGGGUGUUACCGGCUCGGUUGCCCACAGAGGUCCCAUCAGCAGAUUCAUUCCCUACCUGGCUGCUGGUCUCAAGCACUCCAUGCAGGACUGCGGUAUUCAGUCUCUCAAGGAGCUCCGCGAGUCUGUUGACAACGGCACCCUCCGCUUCGAGCUCCGUACCUCCAGCGCCCAGAUGGAGGGUAACGUGAACAUGGAGUCGUACGAGAAGAAGCUAUUUGCCUGAAAAACGGCAAUAUAGCACCUUAGAUAUGAUGGAAUGGUUACGAGAUGUGAAUGGGAAUCUAGAAAAGGGUUGAUGAAAAUCACACAAAAGGGAACGGCCAGGGAGGACAGGGAAAAACAGGGGAUUCUAAAAACAAAAAGCCUCCCCCUCGGGAGUACAUACUACCUGUAUACACAAGCAAAGAGGGGCGAAGCAAAGAUGGCUUUUGGGAUAGGACGGCAUUCAGUAUAGCGGAGUUUUUGGAGUCUACUACGGAAGGGCUUGAACCGCCUUGAGAUGAUGCAGCGUUCUGGAUUCCAAAAUCUACUCGGGGAAGAUAUUCUACAAACCAAACUUUCUAUGACAAACG